This is a messenger RNA of Drosophila virilis, 3258 nucleotides long. Its product is annotated as probable serine/threonine-protein kinase cdc7. The record is from RefSeq and is a predicted model, not a curated record. NCBI's taxonomy places the organism in Eukaryota, Metazoa, Arthropoda, Insecta, Diptera, Drosophilidae.
GGAUCAGUUUUGCGCGAAAUACGGUUACGAAAGGUUGCUGACGACAAAGAGCCGGCGUCUAAGCAAACAUUUUCCAAUCUUUCUUUGUGUUUCUGUCUGUAUAUGAGUGUCUGUUUGCUGGUGUUUCGUGCGUUUGAGAACUUUUUGCUGCAUACUUGCGGGCGAAUACCAUUAGAUUGUGAAAGAAAGUAAUAUCGGCUAAGCUAACUGAGAACUGACCUAAGUCAAGGCACUUAGCGUGUUUCUAAUCAUGUAACUGACCUAUCACAAACAUGUGUAUGGAAGGACUACAUGGAAAUACCGAACACAAUUAAGAAACAUUUUCAUAUUGUUAGGCGUUUCAAAACGAAGUUUUACAAAAAAUAAAUUAAAUUUUACGCAACAAUUUAAACUUCUUUCGAAGUUAGUUCGAAGACACGAGGCUGGGUUCACAAUUUAAAACAAAAUUGUCGUAAAUUUAAGUAAUUAAAGUAAAAGCCGCAUAGAGAAGCGUAGAACUCUUUAUUAUCAUCACAAAAAAACAAAAAGUAUAUUAGUCGAACUAGUCAAACUUAUAAUCAUAGUGCGCAUAAUUAUAACUAUUCCCUUAAGAAUAUCAUUUGAAUUUCAAGUAAAUUGUAUAAAAAAGAACCAAAGCUGUUCUAGAAUUUUUUCUACAUAGCCAUUCGAAAUGACGCAAAGUUUUUGAAUCGCUCGCUUAACUGAUUAUGGUUGUGAAAAUAUACGAAGAGAGAGGAAAACAGAAAAACUCGAAUGGAAAGAUUUUACAUCAGUAACCAUUUAUGCUUCCCUAACAAUUGUAACAACUGAACUAUGCUGUAGAUCAAUAAUUACUCUUGCACUACACAAAUUAAUGUAAAUGAAUAUUUUCAUAUCAAUACCUUAUUAGAAAAACUUAACUUAUUUUGACAACAGUUCGUGGUGUAUGCAAUAUUUGUAUUAAAAGUGUGUAAACUAAGAAAACAAAUUAAUGUGUAAAUGGCGCGCCUCUUAAAUAACCCGAAAUUUGAUUGAGUCGUAAAGUGUUAAAAGAAGUGCAAAAUAUGUUGAUUUUAAAUUGAUUGGAAAUUCUAAAGCAUAUAUAUUGAAAAAAGAUAGCGCUAAUGAUCUUAUUGAACAUUGAACUGCUUUAAGCAAACUUCAAUUUAUCUUUAUGCGCAUAUCACUAAUUUGAAAUGAUGAGUUAUCAGAAGGGCCUGAAAGAUCCGAAUUUGGAUAGGCAUACCACUAAAGGAAAAUCACGCCAUUUUACGGUGAACGGUCUGAGCGCUAAUAACACGCUUCAGCAGCAACAGUAUAACCUGCAACAGCAGCAGCAGCUGCAGCCAGCGACUGACACACGCAACAUCUACAACAAUCCCUACAACCCACAGCCACAACAGCAACAACAACAACAACAUCAACAACCACAACAACAACAACAACAACUACAACAGCAACAACGCACCGCACACCUAUUUAAAGCGCUGGCUGCCACUGCUGCUGUGAGCGGUAACAAUAGCUUGAACCAUCCGUAUGACUUCUCUAACUCAUCCUCAUCGUCGAAUGCCAACAACGAGCAGCAAGGAUCAUCAUCUUCAGAAGCAGAUAAUGCGUUUUUAACUCAUAAUAACGGUGAGUUAUCAGUUACAUAUAUUACACAUAUAGAUAUAUCCUUGAACCCUUUAAGCGCAAUCAUAGAAAUCAAAGCUGUCAAUUAUAAGCACCUUCACGGGAGAGAUAAGUUUAAGCCAGGGCUACAAACGCAACGAAGAAAAUUGCCCCUGAUUCGACUGAUUUGGCUUAGCAACUAGUUUGGUUUAAGGUUCGGAUAUAAGUGAACAAAUGAAAUUCCGACUUUUAGCUGCUUUAGUUAAAACCCCGUCUGCAGACUUGGCAACACGAUUUAAUUUGAUUAGGGUACUAACAGUUUCCUGUCUGCUAUUUUAUGAUGCAUCUUUGACGUUAACUCCCUAGUUACAAAUUGAAUUGAAGCUGGAGCAAUUAAAAGGAAAACUUCCGAGCCUUAAGUAAUAUUUCCACUCUUGCAUAAUUUUUACCUCUGCUGGCACAACAAAUCAAAAAACUUGCUCACCUGCCUGUUUGGCUGGCAGUUUGCCAUAAUUUGCACGCAAUUUGCAUUUCAAGUGGCCAAUCCCCCAGACCCCCCGAUCUACGUUCCGGAUCCUGCAGGAAGCUCCUCUCAAUGCUCAAGUUGGCCACUAGCCUUUCCUUAACUUGCGACUGCCUUCUAAUUACAGCACAAAAAUGUACUUAUGGCUCAGCCUCAACCCAAUUCUCAGUCCCAGCUCCAGAUCCAGGCUGGCAAACUUGGCACCCAACGUGGCAGCAGCGGCAGCGUGAAAUUAAUGUGAGAGCUCAUAAUUUGUUAAGGGAAGCGUAUAGAAGACAGAGAGUCUCUCGAUGAGGGUAUGGGAAAGUUUGUUUAGCUGCAAAAAAAAACAGCUACAAAUUACAGGGUAAAACGCUUGGCAAAGGUGUGGCAAAUUAUGGCUAAGAUUUAUGUGGGUGCUGCACCUUGUUAUGGCCGAGCAUAAUAAUGGAGGGCAUGCUGAGCAUGAAAUAGUUAAACUAACUGCUUUAUUUGAUUCUAUUUCAACGUGGAACUGCAAUAUUGUAAAUAUUAACAUGGGGUCACUUGUGAUCCAAAUCAGAUUUUGACUUCCUUAAACGGAAGAUUCUCCCAUUGGGCUAGGGAAAGCUGGAAAUCUCAUAUUCAAGUCGCCCGUAAGCAAAGCCAGUUUAAUGUGCGUGGCCUGACUAAAGUUUCAUUGGGCUUUCUCCUGUUUGGAUGCAUUAUCAACAAAUCAUUGGAAGGCCGCCCGUUUGGGGCAGCUAUAAAAUGUGGCAAAGUGCAAUUGCCGCACAGGACAAUGCCAGGCGGGCAAAGAUGCCGCCAGUUAUGCAAUAAAAAUCAUUAAAAAAUAUAAAUAUGAAAGCGGCAAGCUAACAAGGCGCUUGGACCCACAUCGCCCUGCCUUCGAUGUUGAUGAAGCCAUGGAAAAAAUUGAAAAUCCUUGCCAAGCAACGCGUCGGGUAACAAGAAACUAAACGAGCACCCAGCGCCAUAAACUUAAAUCACGAUUAAAAGUGUGAUUAUCCUUGUGGCGCUACAAAUCGCCGCUGCAGCUGACAGAGCACAGGGCAGGCCAGACGUCGGCCACUAGACUGGGACAACAGCGUCCUGGCUGCUAGCUUGUUGUAGCUUGUUUGUUGUUGCAGUUGUCUGAUUUUAUAUCUUUAUAACCAGGCGCGGCU